AUGGUCUCUUCAAUGUUCCGUUUUGUACCGGAGUGCAGUCAGCCAACAGCUAAAGAUAUCAAAGAAUUCGUGGAUGUCUUAAAACCUAUCAAACAUUUGGUGGUGAUGACUGGUGCUGGAGUUUCCACCGAAUCCGGUAUUCCGGAUUAUCGUUCACCCAAAGUUGGUCAAUAUGCACGUACCGAUUAUCGCCCGGUAUUGCACGGUGAUUUUAUGAGGUCAUUGGCUGUCCGGAAGCGUUACUGGUCUCGAAAUUACGUCGCGUGGCCACGUUUUUCCGCUUCACAACCAAACGAAACACAUCAAACAAUCGCGAAUUGGGAGAAGAGUGAACGAUUUACGUGGCUUAUCACGCAAAACGUAGACGGAUUACAUACAGCAGCUGGAUCGAAAAUGUUGAGUGAAUUGCAUGGCUGUAGUCGACGUGUUAUUUGUAUGAAUUGCCAUUCGCUAUACAAUCGGCAAACGAUACAGGAAUGGAUUGAGAAGGAAAAUCCAAAUUGGUGUAUAGAAGAGAUUGGAGAAUUAGCACCGGAUGGUGAUUGCGAUAUUCCGGAUAAAGCUAUCAAUAAUUUCAAUCUUCCAACAUGUCCGAAAUGUGGUCCGAAAUCAAUUCUAAAAACGGAUGUCGUCUUUUUUGGCGAUUUCAUUGAUCCAAAAAUUCAUGAUAAGUGUUAUAAUGUGGUGGAAAAUUGUAGUGGUAUGUUGGUGCUUGGUUCCUCGCUUACUGUUCUUUCCGGUUACCGUUAUGUUGAACAAGCAUACCAACGAUGUGUGCCAAUUUUAAUUGUUAAUAUUGGUCCAACUGCUGCUGAUCAUUUAGCUACCGUUAAAUUAUCAGCCAAAUCUUCAGAUGUCAUAAGAUAUGUUCCAAAUCUUAUUGUUUUCCGGAAAUACAACUAG
This is a messenger RNA of Acanthocheilonema viteae, 903 nucleotides long. The record is from the annotation of a GenBank genome assembly. Lineage: Eukaryota; Metazoa; Nematoda; Chromadorea; Rhabditida; Onchocercidae.